Messenger RNA from Drosophila mojavensis, 3901 nucleotides. RefSeq names its product GTP-binding protein Di-Ras2. The coding region runs from base 537 to 1361 and encodes 274 amino acids. The record is from RefSeq and is a predicted model, not a curated record. Gene Ontology annotation, molecular function: GTP binding; GTPase activity. The transcript has 7 exons. Lineage: Eukaryota; Metazoa; Arthropoda; Insecta; Diptera; Drosophilidae.
ACAAAUUGUGAGCGACGCGCGCGUCUCGCUGCCCAAAGAGAAAACAUUGAGAAUAGACUCGAGCCUAAGGACUGUGACAAGAGUGAAGACAUAUAAACAUAUAUAUAUAUAUGUAUGUGUGUGUGUGUGUAUAUAGAUAAAAGUGUAACUCUAAUAAAUCAGGUGUUUAAUCAAUCUCGUCGUUGACCUCUCGUCCAGCCGCAGUGUUUUUACAGCAUUCGGCGAUUAAGUAUACGCCAGGAAGCGGAAGUCGAAAGUUGCUGCAGCCAAGUUAAAGCGGAAGUUGGCCGUUCAGCACCGCCCCCAGCAGCACCCAACAGCGCCAGCACUCAACGCCCAUUUAGCGCCGAGAAUGCCGAAAAUCAAGUUGAAGUACACAUAAUGCAGUCGCUCGACUAAGAAUCUCAACGGACAAAUCCAAUUCGAAGGCAAACGCAAUUUGAGAAUCCUUUUCAGCGGCAAUUCGUCUCAGCAGCAAGUGCGUUUAAUACCGGCAGCCGGAAGCAGGAAAUAGAUACAGUAAUAGCUACAACAAAAUGGCGGAUCUGGAACGCAUUAGACUCGUCCUGCUGGGCGGCGCGGGAGUCGGCAAGAGCUCCAUUGUCAAGCGCUUCCUAUUCAAGAGCUACACGGACAAAUAUCGCGCCACCGUCGAGGAUCUCUACAAUCGCGAGUACGACCUCGGCGGCGUCACCCUAAAGGUGGACAUUUUGGACACAUCCGGUGACAUGCAGUUCCCCGCCAUGCGACGCCUCUCCAUUGCGACAGCGCACGCCUUCAUGCUGGUCUAUGCGACAACCUCGGCCCCCAGCUUCCAGUGUGUGAAGCAGUGCUUCGAGGAGAUCCGCGAGCAGCGCGCCGACUUUCAGGAUAUACCCAUUGUCAUAGCCGGCAACAAAGCCGAUUUGGCCACCAGCCACCGGGAGGUGCGCCAGGAGGAGGUAACGGAUUGGGUCUUCUGCGAGCUGCCACGCCUCAGGGCUAAGGUGCUCGAGUGCUCGGCGAAGGAGGACACCAACGUGACGGAGCUGUUCAAGACGCUGCUCUCCCUCUCCCGCUUCCUGCCAGCCAGCAGCGGCAGCAGCGGCGGCCCGGGCGGCUCCAGCUGCGAGGCAGCGCCAAGCGGCUUCAAGCGGCGCUCCUCGGCCUACGUCAGCGCCUCGUCCAGUCGCAACAAGAACCGCAUGAACAGCCCCUCGGUCAGCGGAGAUAAGAAGUCGAGCCUUGUGGAUGCCGUCGAUGUGGCCAGCACCAGUGCGGAGGCUAAGCUAAAGCCACGUUCCAGAUCGCUCAUACGCCGUGCUUCACGCAAGACCAAACAGCAAAUCAACAACGCAUCCGACGACUGUAAUUUGCAGUAAAUGAAUACAAAAUAAAUAUUCAUAAUAAUUAUGAUAAUAAAUGUUAAAUUUGAAUCUAUGUGUACGUUAUCCAGUUCUUGAUUAACUGCAAAUACUUUAAAGACAAAACCAAAAAGUUGCUCAAGCGCAAUUCAGUUGCAUUUGCUAAGAGUAUCUCGUAGUCUAUACUAUACUACACUUUUAGUAAGGCGGUCCAAGAAGUAAACCUCUUCAAGUUUUAUGAAUUCCAUUUGAAAUCUUAUCAAUAUUUUUUAUGCUCGUUAUUUAAAGGGGACCACUUUUAUUUCAAAUCAUUUUUUACAUCCAACUUAUUGAGAGAGAGAGAGAGCGGGAGAGAGGGAGAGAGAGAGAGAGAGAGGGUGAGAGGGAAGGAGAGAGAAAGUAAUAACAAUUGACAGCUCAAAGUGUCAGAGAAAAUGGAUAUGCAGAAGUUGGUUACCAAAAUAUGGCAUAGGAUCAUAAUAGAAUGCCAUAAUGAAGUGUAUAUAGCUCGAUUUGAAUGUAUGCCACAGGAAAGGGUAUAGAGAAUUACUAGAACUAGACUGGAGAGGGUAUUACUAUAACUGAAGCUAGAAAGCGUACACAGAGUCCAUCAUACCAACAACUGAUAAGAAAGAGCUUUAUCAAGACUCCCCAUUAUCCUCUAGAAAAGAGUAGACAAGAGUAAAGGGUAUUUAAAACCUUCGUUUGCUCUGCAAUUUAUUAUAGGUGAGCCUAACCAAAAUUAGUUAUAUUUUGUUAAACUAAUGGAAGAAAGCGUAGACAAAAAUUUAUUUUUAUGAUUUAUCAACAAUUUAGCUAGAAAAAUCGUUUGGUAUUUUGUAAAGGUUAUGCGACAAUUAUAGAGAGUUCCUUUGAUAUAGAAGAGAAUGAUACGUAGAGUAUAUAUAUGAUACAUAUAUAUUUGAAAUUGUUCUAGUCUUAAGUUAGCUUAAGUAGGUGUGGUUUAGCAACAAUUCAAAUACAAUGUAUUCAAAUGUUUAAACUAAUUGUUUUUGGCUACAAAUCUGUGUAUUUUAAAUACAUACAAAUAUACUAUAUAUACGUAUAGUGUAUGUAUAUAUAUAGAAAUAUAUUCCAAAUCUCGUAGGAUUUGUUUAAUGCUCAAAAAGCAAAAAUCUGACCUUGUUUUUGAAAGCAAAAGGAAAACUGUUUGCUCGAUUUCCCCAAGUAUUUUUCCCUCUACUAUGCAAAACGCGCUGCUAAUUAACGUUUCGAGCUUUGUGUGUGUAUGUGAAAGAGUGUGUAAGUGAGUGUGUUUGUGUGUGUGAGCGAGUCGUAUAUAUAAAUAUGCAGCGCAUUGUAUAAUGCGAUUUAACUCGAGAUUUUUAUGUUAAGAACGAAAAACAAAACUUAAAUAAAAUUAAAAUAAAAUAUAUAAAAAAUGUAUAAACAGUAAACACAUUGCUGUCAGGCGUAGCCGACUGCGAAAUACUCUUUCACAGCUAAGUUCGAUUGAUACAUCAAUUCCAAUACAAAAAUUUAUUAUAGAGGAAUUUCAGAAUUGAAACUAUGGAAGAAAUUGAUGAAUCUUAAGUCCCAUAUUGAGCAAGUCAAAUCAGAGCAGAGGACAAACUGUGAACGAGCAUACAGAAAUAAAACAUAAAUAAAAUUCUAUUCAAGGAUAAUACAGGGUGCACGAUAAUUGCCAAAAAAAAAAAAAAAAAAAAUUAAUUAAAAAAAUAAUAAUAAAGAAGAAUAAAUUAAGAGCCAAUCAAACAGAGGGGAGAAUUUUGUAUGUAUUAAUUAACAGAGCAUUAGCUGUUAACUAAGUCAAAUUUGAAACUAAUAAUUAAUCUAAUAUAUUUUGUUUUAAAUUUAAUAAAAAAUUAAAAUUUUCUUUGUUAAAAAGUUGCACAAGUGAAAAAUCAACCAGAGGCAGAUGCAAAGUGAAUUGUGAUGAAAUAUUAAAAAACAAAAACAUAUAUACAAUAUAUACAUACGUAUAGGAAUCUCUAUAUAUAUGUGUAUAGGUAUGUAUGUAUGGAUUGGUUUGACGUCCAAGUUAAAUUAUAUUCUUAGGCUUAAGGCAUGUCUAGAAGAUAAGCAAAUUGUUUACACAAAUUGUUACUAAAUGUAGUUAAAUGUAGUUAAAGUCGGAGGAGGCGAUUAACUAACUAAUCUAAUCUAAGCUAUAUAUCAGGCAAACGGGGAACACAACUAAAGGCGAGCAGCAUUUGAGAGUUAUACGACUAUAUAUAUAGAUAUAUAGUAAUUGUUUCUUUGUCGGUUGAAAAAGUUUAUAUAUCAGAAUAUAAAUCAAGCCAUAGAUUUUGUUAAAAAAAACAUAAACUGAAAUCAAAAAUUUAAAAAUACGUUUAAAAGUAUACAUAGGUAUGUAUAUACAUAUAUAAUUGUGUACGUAAUUCAAAUUGUUCAUAAUGAAAAACAAAAUCAAAAACUAGAAGAAGAAAACUCAAUAACAUCAAAAACGAUUUAUUCAUUAAUAUCUUCUCUACAAAUGAAAUGUAAUUAAUUUUUCAAAUAUCAACAGAAACCAAAUAAAAGAACUUACUAAAUGUGUCCAUUUAACUACAGAA